AUGGCAGAAACACUGUUGGGCCUUCUUCUAGUCACUUCAUCUGCCAAGGGCUCAAGCUUGGUGUUCAGAUGGCCGCCGUCCCCCAGCUCGACACCGCGCUACAAGCGUGCGCGACCAGGCUGUUCCUCCUACCCGAAACACCUUGACAAUCCAUAUAGAGCCUCGCAUUACUCAGACGCACCAGGAGGCCCACCGGAGGAAAUUAUCGUAGAUGACAACGAAUCUGAUUACCAGUGGAAGCGGCCCUCGGCCAUGCGGGAUCGAUCCAUGUCCUUCACCCAUGCUGCUUCGCAUUCGGCUUCGGGAGGCGCAUCGCCCUCUGAAGAAGAUUCCUUCCAUCUGGAGGAAGCCGCAGCCAAGGACGACUAUGACCGCUUACUUGGUUACUCUUCUGAGUUUCUAGCCGGACUGCUAUGCCCCCAACGAUCUCUAUGUCACCAGAAGUUUGAAUUAUUCGUCGAUGACCUGGCCUUCAUUGGACAUCCUGUCUGCGCUGAGAAAGAUGGCGGGUGGCGGUUUAGACUCGAAAAAGGGCGAAUGCAUAGCAGGGGACGUGAAUCGCGGAACGACAGAUCCCCUGCCAGUUCGGCGGACAGCGAAAGCCCUGGUACUCAAAGCGCAUGGCUACAUACUUUCCAUCUUGUUCUCGUACUCGAUCUACCCGAUCCUUCCUCGUCCGCCGCGGGAAAUGUAGACAAAUAUUUCGACAUCAUAUACGAGCAAAUAGCGUUCACCACCGCCGCAGUGUUAUUCCAAGAACAAGUCAUGUCAAAUUUUGUCGAAGCCGAAUGUGACCACCUGGGAUCCAUCAAGGACGCUUGUGUUGCUAAAGACACAUUUCAAGGCGAACCGCUAUCGGCUUAUGUGGCCAAAGCUCUUGAGGCAUCGUCCAUAGCGCCUGCCAUGAAGACAAUCUACGAAGCCAUCAAAUCAUCGACCAUAGCGUACAUUACCAUUCACUACUUGCCUUUAGAAUUACAGCUACCACCGUACUUGGAUUCCUUACUCCACAGCGAAGAAGACGAUGAGAUGGAGUACUGGGCGCCAUCAGACGGCGAGGACUCUCCAAGUUGGGGAGUCGAGUUGAAAUAUGGGUGGCGGCUACCCAUUCUAGCACCAUGGAAAAGUAUACUACUUUUAGAUGGUCCCGCGGACGCUGAUCCUUAUGCGAACUUGCGUGGCCCCCAUCUAAGUGCUGGCGACCGAACGCUGGCCGAAGGACUUCUCAAAUUUCUGGAGCUUGCCUCCGUUAUCCUCUCACUGGCAGAUUUGGCUGCUCUACUCGACUGGGACCUAGAGGCUCAAGUAUAUCCGACCGUUCGUUGGUUAGUUCUGCAUCGCAGGGCAAAGGUCAUCGACACCGUGCAUGCUGGGUUGAAGACGAUCUUCACUCUUCCACCAAAGUUUGACGAACCAUUGUCUACGCUGUCUGCCGAGUUCAGCAAAGAUUUCGCCAGUACCUCUGUACCUCCGUUACCACAGAUACUCGCAAUCAUCUCAAAUUCUGCCUCUAAACAAAGUGAAAACCACUUCUUCGCUACCGUCGUUCGGGAUAAGGCUCAAAUUCCGUUAUACCACAACGUCGUCCUGUGGAUGCUUAAAAGGGAUUUACUCCACACCCUGCAUCUCAGAAUCCGAGUGGUAGCUACCAGAGAGCUGAAAGCCCGCGUGAAGGCGGAUUGGGCACGCCAUCUGGAGAGCAAGCGGCUACGCAAAGGUCGACGAUCACGCAACCAGAGUUUCGUUCAGGACGUGGACAAUCAAUACCGUUCCUCGGAAUUACAGCAAGGCAUCUCGUGGUUGUCGCUGUCGCCCAAAAGUGCCCGCCGAUAUUCCAGGCGUAAAGCGUCCAACGAAUCCCGACAAAGCAAGCUCAGCGAACUCAUCAUCCCAGAGGCGUUUGACGAGGAUCUGGACAUUCAUGACCGUGAUGACGACGUUGAUCCCGAGCUUGAUGAAGAGGACGAAGAGGAUGAAGACGAAGUCGCGGCCGAUGAGAAUGGGAGCGAGCAACAGCACCCUUGGUCAUCUAUGAUCAACGAUCCCGGAACAGCGACACCCUUGGAACGUCGUUGGCUUGCUGCUAUGUCAGAGGGCAAAGACCCUCGUAUAGCAAGACGCUUUGAACACUGUACUUUGAAGCAUAAUUUCGACAGGAGCAGUAGGUCACUAAUAGACUUUACCGGGUACCGAAUAGCCACGUUGUACAUGGCCGAUGUAUCAUACAAGCGUGAGGGGUAUUACUUCCGUGGGAUUGAGGAUAAGGAGAGGAUAUGCGGAGAGACCAAGUAUCGAGACAAUAAUAUGCUGCAGUGGUGA
Molecule: messenger RNA, 2319 nt
Organism: Pleurotus ostreatus (oyster mushroom)
Lineage: Eukaryota; Fungi; Basidiomycota; Agaricomycetes; Agaricales; Pleurotaceae
Exons: 7
Coding region: 1-2319 (772 amino acids)
Biological process (GO): positive regulation of autophagy; TORC1 signaling; cellular response to amino acid starvation
Cellular component (GO): GATOR1 complex
Source: RefSeq, a predicted model, not a curated record